Messenger RNA from Nelumbo nucifera (sacred lotus), 2226 nucleotides. Its product is annotated as putative galacturonosyltransferase 10. The record is from RefSeq and is a predicted model, not a curated record. Lineage: Eukaryota; Viridiplantae; Streptophyta; Magnoliopsida; Proteales; Nelumbonaceae. Gene Ontology annotation, molecular function: polygalacturonate 4-alpha-galacturonosyltransferase activity.
UUUGUUAUUUUCGUUUUGGAGAGAAACCCCGCUCGACUGUUUCUUCCCCCUUCUUGGCUUCUUCUUCUUGUCUACAGAGCGCUCUCUCUCUCUCUCUCUGCACCAGACAACAAGACCUCUCUCUACCAGAGGAGACCAACACUGAAAGACAUGACCGCAGAUCGAGAUAGCUAGGGCUGAUUUUUUGGCUCACUCAUUUUUUGCUAGUAAGCCAGAUGUACAAGAACUUGAUUUAUAUUUAGAUUCUAUUAUAUGUAAUCUAGUUCGGGCAAAAUGAGGCGUAGACCUACUGAUUUUCGACGCCCUGUGAAGAGAAGAUUUUCAAAGCUCUUCUGGUUGACUUUAUGUGGCUUGGUGGUUCUGCUAUUUAUUGUGCUUUCCAGCCAAGACAAGCAGCCAAGUUCCAGACCUACAAUUGUUCAAAGGUCUUACAAGCACAAUAGGAUAACAGAAGGCCUGAACAUUACUGAAGAAAUGCUUAGUCCUCAUUCAAUCACAAGACAACUAAGUGAUCAGAUUUCUCUUGCAAAAUCUAUUGUUGUGAUAGCAAAAGAAAGUAACAACCUCCAGUUUGCAUGGGAAUUAAGUGCUCAGAUUCGCAACUCACAGAUCCUACUCUCAAAUGCUGCAACAAGACAAACUCCAUUGACAGCCGGAGAAUCAGAAACUGCAAUCCGUGAUAUGGCACUUUUGCUGUACCAAGCUCAACAAUUCCAUUAUGACAGUGCAACCAUGAUCAUGAAGCUGAAAACAAAAAUUCAGUCUCUUGAAGAACAAGUAAACUCUGUGAACGAGAAGAGCUCAAAAUAUGGGCAAAUAGCUGCUGAGGAAGUCCCAAAAAGCCUAAACUGCCUAGGUGUCAGGUUAACAGUUGAAUGGUUUAGAAAUUCAAAUUUCCAGAGGAAACUCUCAGAAGGAAAAUGGAUAGCAGAAAAACUUGAAGACAACAAUCUCUAUCAUUUCUGUGUCUUCUCUGACAACAUCCUUGCAACUUCAGUCGUGGUCAAUUCAACUGCACUGAACUCUAAACAUCCAGAUAUGGUUGUUUUCCACCUUGUAACUGAUGAAAUCAACUAUGCUCCAAUGAAGGCUUGGUUCUCCAUGAACAGUUUUCGAGGAGUAACCGUUGAGGUUCAGAAGUUUGAAGACUUUGGCUGGCUCAAUGCUUCUUAUGUCCCUGUCCUGAAGCAGCUACAAGAUUUAGACACUCAGAAUUAUUACUUCUCUGGAAACAAUGAUGAUGGCAAGACUCCUAUAAAAUACCGGAACCCAAAAUACCUGUCUAUGCUUAACCACCUCAGGUUCUACAUUCCAGAAGUUUUCCCUGCACUGGAGAAGGUAGUAUUUCUUGAUGAUGAUGUUGUAGUUCAGAAAGACCUGUCACCACUAUUUUCCAUAGACCUUAAGGGAAACGUGAAUGGAGCUGUUGAGACAUGCAUGGAGACAUUCCACAGAUAUCACAAGUACUUGAAUUACUCUCACCCCCUAAUACGCUCACAUUUUGAUCCCGAUGCCUGUGGGUGGGCAUUUGGGAUGAACAUUUUUGAUUUGGUUGAGUGGAGGAAAAAGAAUGUGACUGGCAUUUAUCAUUACUGGCAGGAGAGAAAUGUUGACAGGACAUUGUGGAAACUUGGGACAUUGCCACCUGGAUUAUUAACUUUCUAUGGGUUAACUGAGCCUUUGGAUCCCAAAUGGCAUGUAUUGGGGUUGGGUUACACAAAUGUUGAUCCUCAAUUGAUAGAGAAGGGGGCCGUGUUGCAUUUUAAUGGAAACUCAAAACCUUGGUUAAAAAUUGGGAUUGAAAAGUAUAAACCGUUGUGGGAAAAGUAUGUCGAUUACUCUCAUCCUUUGUUGCAGCAGUGCAAUUUCCAUUGAUGUUGGGAUGGAGCCUGGAGGUUUGGUUUUUGACAGUGCAAAGAUCGCCACUGAAAGCAACCAAAAUUUUGUAUCUUGGGAAUGCCUGUACGAUUUACCAAUAGGAAUGACUUGAGGCUAAUGGUGGGGAGAUUAGUAUUUAUUGUACGCUUUCCUUCCUAUUGUAGUAUAGAUUGUUUUCUUUUCCCCACAUCAUUUUAAAGUUUAAUGUUAUGUGAAAUCAAAUGUUCUCCCMCCCCCCCCCCCCUUUUUCUUUCUCUGUCUUUGUUAGAGUUAAAACUUGGGAAUCCAUCAAUGUAUUCUUUUUUUCUGCAGAGUAUUAUAUGAAGUAGUGCAACAAUCUGGCAUUCA